Molecule: messenger RNA, 1419 nt
Organism: Seminavis robusta
Lineage: Eukaryota; Bacillariophyta; Bacillariophyceae; Naviculales; Naviculaceae
Source: the annotation of a GenBank genome assembly
AUGGCCAGCACUAAUAGCACCAACCAUGCCAGAGUAAAUGAUGACACGAGCAUUCCAAUGGGUGAAGACUCCCCUCUACUGUUCUCCCCCAGCCGCCGCGAAUCGCUCAUCACGGCGGUAGUAGAGGAAGAAGUUCCAAUUGGAAAUGCGUCCGUGUUUGCCACCAUGGUGAACAUGGCCAAGGCGUGCAUGGGACCGGGUUGUCUGGUAUUACCGUUUGCGGCUCGACAAGGAGGUCUGUGGUUGCACACGGUCGGAUUGUUGGCCAUUGCCGUGUGGAAUAUUUAUAUUGUCCGUCGACUCUGUCAGUGUCUCGACUAUUUGCCGGCUACUGUCAGAGCACCGACUGUCACUACGCCCAACCCCACGCGCAAACUGCGUCGUGACACGCAUAACAACAACAAACCGCCACCUCCGGAAGGCACGGCCAUGUUUGGUCAAGUGGUCUGGUAUGCACUCGGCAAAAAGGGAUUGUUUGCCUUGGAUUUAUUAAUGCUACUCUUUUUACUGGGAAUUCUGAUUGCCUAUAUUAAUGCCAUGCGCAGUUUUCUACGCGAUACACCCCUCUCCACACAAUCGCCUCUCUUGGAUGCCCUCCUCUUGGUGGCCAUUAUGGGACCACUCUCCAGUGUCCCUCACAUGGGAUAUCUCUCCAAAGCCAGUGCUCUCGGAUUGGUUGUGCUGGCGGCUACGUUUGUCGUGAUUGGAAUUUAUGGAGUUCAACAGCAACAACAACAAUCCACGCCACUCCAUGGGACACCCCAAGAGGGUCUUUGGGGCAUUAGUCAAUGGUUUGGGUCCGUCGUAUUCAGUUUUGGAGUGGCACCCCUCACGUACAAUUUUCGAUCCUCCAUGGCCGAUCCCACUCAAAUGGUCACGGCCACGACUGUUUCUUUGAUGAGUGUGGCACUGGCGUACAUGGGGAUUGGCAUUUUCUUUUGGGCACUCUUUCCCACGCUUCAAGGCGAUUUGUUGCAAGCACUGCCGACGAACCAAGGGUUUGUGUGGCCCAGUCUCACGCGUCUCGCCAUGGUCCUGGUUGGAUUGACCACCGUGCCGCUAUUGGUGGUUCCCUGUGGGGAAUUGUUGGAAGGAAAAUUAAUCAUGGCGCCACGAUCCAACAACAACAAUCAUCAUCACAAACGACGCAUUCUGGUGCGAUGCGGGAUUUGUCUCUUUGCAGUGGGUGUCAGUCUCUACGUUCCGGGAUUUGUCGAUGUACUGAGUUUUGUGGGAUGCUGUUGUGUGGCAUGUCUCGGAUUCUGUAUCCCACCCUUGUUGCAUCUCCUAUUGGGGUAUCGGUCACAACCUACGCAUAGCAUGAUUUUGGAUGCGGUCAUGCUCGUCUGGGGCAUCUUUGCGACAGUGGUCAGUACCACCUAUACGUUUCGACAAAUCUCCACGGCCGCUGGAAAUUGA